CGGAAGUGUCUCCGGGUCGCUUCCGGAGGCCGGGCCUCCCUGCAGCUCUUUGCUCUGCACCGCUCGCCAGGCACUUGCAGCUGGGAGCUUUCCUCUGGGCUGGCUGAUCAAAGAGCAGGAAGCAGCGAUGUCUGCUGUGGGUUCUGCAGCUCCAUACCUGCAUCACCCUGCUGACAGUCACAGUGGCCGGGUGAGUUUCCUGGGGACCCAGCUGCCCCCAGAGGUGGCAUCCAUGCUGCGGCUCCUGGGGGACCUGGACAAGGGCACGUUCAGAAGAUUGUUGAAGCUGGUGGUCAGCAGCCUGCAGGGAGAAGACUGCCGCGAGGCUGUGCAACGCCUCGGGGCUGGUGCAGACCUGCCUGAGGAGCGGCUGGGUGCCCUGAUUGCUGGCAUACACACCCUGCUCCAGCAGGCCCUCCGGCUGCCCCCGGCCAGCCUGAAACCUGAUGCCUUCAAGAACCAGCUCCAGGAGCUCUGCAUCCCCCAGGACCUGGUUGUGGAUUUGGCCAGUGUGGUGUUUGGGAGCCAGCGGCCUCUCCUUGACUCUGUGGCCAGGCAGCAGGGAGCCUGGCUGCCCCACGUUGUCGACUUUAGGUGGAGAGUGGACGUGGCCAUCUCCACCAGCGCCCUGACCCGCUCCUUGCAGCCGAGCGUCCUGAUGCAGCUGAAGCUUUCGGAUGGAUCCGCACACCUCUUCGAGGUCCCCACGGCCAAGUUCCAGGAGCUGAGGUUCGCUGUGGCCCUGGUCCUGAAAGAGAUGGCCGACCUGGAGAAGAGAUGCGAGCGCAAACUGCAGGACUAACCCUCCCCCGCCAGUCCCCUUCUGGUCACCCGGGGACAGCUGGCUCAGACACUGUCUCCAGAACGAAGCCCGGCCCCCACCCUCAGGAGGCCCUCCAGUGAGAGCGUUUGGGUGAAACCGCAUCAUUCUCUAAAUGGAGGACAGCCGGGUCUUUCUUUUUUUUGGAAGUAAAGCGACUAUGAAAACCA
Molecule: messenger RNA, 990 nt
Organism: Phacochoerus africanus (Common warthog)
Lineage: Eukaryota; Metazoa; Chordata; Mammalia; Artiodactyla; Suidae
Gene: COMMD5
Product: COMM domain containing 5
Exons: 2
Coding region: 128-802 (224 amino acids)
Cellular component (GO): nucleus
Source: RefSeq, a predicted model, not a curated record